AUGGGUCUCUGGUUUGUUAACUCCAUCGCAAAAUCAAGCCCCGUGGUUGUGCGCGAGCCAUUUGUCAGGCUGGUGAAGCUUGUAGCAAGUGCUUUCUAUGAUAACUAUACUCCGGAAAGUGAUAAACAGCAGAAAUCUGCAAAGAGUGACAACAAAGGGAUUGCUGUUAUUGUGCUGAAUGCGCUUACGAGGUGGCAAUGGGUUAAAGAAGAAGACCUCUUGCCAGGUGGUCCCAAGCAACUUCUUCGGAAAGUAUUAAGAUACUUUGAAGAACAAAAAUUUAUCAUGCGUGUUGACAGGAAAGAGAGUGCAAGGGGUGCAAAGAAGAAUAGUGUUUCAGUGGCUAAUGGCCAACCAGGGGCAAAAGUUAAGGUCCACAUACACUCGUAUUACUGUCUCGAUUAUUCACAGAUAUAUGAUGUUGUUCGUUAUAAACUGCACCGUAUGAAGAAAGAAUUGAAAGAUGAACUAGAAGAUAAGGAUACUAUUCAGGAGUAUGGUUGUCUUAACUGCAAAAGGAAAUACAAUGCACUGGAUGCCCUGAGAUUGAUUUCUAUGGCAGACGAUUCUUUUCAUUGUGAAAAAUGCAAUGGUGAACUUGUUAUGGAAGAAACAGUAGAUGGGGAUGACAAUGCAAGGAGACGGCAACGGGAAGAUCUGCUUCAGAAGAUGGAGGUUCAGUUAAAACCUCUGAUGGAUCAUAUAAACAGAAUAAAAGACAUACCGGUUCCUAGCUUCGAAUCUUUUCCGGCAUGGGAAGCUCGUGCAGCUAAGGCUGCUCGUGAAAAUGGUUAUCUUAACCCUGAUGAUCCUUCAAGGUCACAGGGUGGGUAUGGUUCAACACUGAUGCCAUUUCUCAGGGAAACAGAGGUUGAGGUUAACCUUGGUGAAAAAAGAGAAGAUGUCAACUCUGAAGGUGGUGGAGAUCCUAGUGUGAAACUCUUUCCAUCAUGGCUGAUCAAGGAAGGAAUGAAUCUGACUGAGGAACAAAGAGGGUAUCAGAUGAGACAGGAAACUAAGGUUGAUGAUGGUGGCUCAGGAGGAGCAUCAGAAAUUUCAGAUGACAAGAAACCAGCCAUGGGAAGUGGCGAUGAUAAGUAUCUGAUGGAUGAGUAUAUCAAAGCUUGCUACGCUGCUAUACUGGAGCAGAAAGAGAUUGCUGAAAAGCUGAAUAAGCAAGAAUCCUCAGGCAAACUAAGCCCUGACAUUCAAUUGGCUACUAGUACAUCCUUGGAUCGUCAGGUUGGUAUGAAGUGUAAACGUGAAGAUCAAGAAGAUGUUGAAUGGGAAGAAGAAGCUCCUGUUGCAGCAAAUGGAAACUACAAGGAAGAAGAAGACGAGGAGGACGUCGAUUGGGAAGAAGGCUGA
Camelina sativa (false flax) is the source of this 1368-nucleotide messenger RNA. Lineage: Eukaryota; Viridiplantae; Streptophyta; Magnoliopsida; Brassicales; Brassicaceae. The record is from RefSeq and is a predicted model, not a curated record.